AUGACUUCCCUGGUGUGCCGUGUAUCACUGCUGGCAGGUCUGAUGCUGCUGGGCAUCGCUGGAGCUCAUGCCACCGUGGAGCCGAGGACCGCCGCAGCCAUGGUCGCAGCAGGGCUGUGUAACUCUCAGCCAACCGACAUCGUGUUCUUGGUGGACAGCUCCCGCAGCGUCCGCCCCUCUGAGUUCGAGCAGGUCAAAGUCUUUCUGACCAAAGUCAUCGAGGGCUUGGACAUCGGGCCAGACUCCACCCGCGUGGGCGUGGUCAAUUACGCCAGCCGCGUGAAGAACGAGGUGUCUCUGAAAUCCCACCGCACCAAGGCCGGCCUGAUAAAGGCCGUGUCUAAGAUCGAACCGCUGUCUACGGGCACCAUGACGGGCCUGGCCAUCCAGUUCGCCAUGAACGUGGCGUUCAGCGAGGCCGAAGGAGGCAGGAAGUCCGCUGGCAUAAACAAGGUGGUGAUCAUCGUGACCGACGGUCGGCCACAGGACAACGUACGCGACAUAGCGGCGAAAGCGCGGGAGUCUGGGAUUGAGAUGUUCGCCAUCGGCGUUGGGCGCGUGGACAUGAACACGCUGAGGCAAAUGGCCAGCGAGCCUCUGGAGGAGCACGUGGACUACGUGGAGAGUUACAGCCUCAUUGAGAAACUCAUCAAAAAGUUCCAGGAGGCGUACGCGGCCGGCGCAGUGUCAGACCUGUGUGUGACAGGUGACCAUGACUGUGAGCAGGUUUGCAUCAGCACACCUGGAUCAUUCAAAUGCGCCUGCAACGAGGGCUACACACUCAUGGAUGACGGCAGAUCAUGCAGUGCCUGCAGUAGUGCCACAGACGUCGUCUUUCUCAUCGACGGCUCAAAGAGCGUGCGGCCGGAGAACUUUGAGCUGGUGAAGAAAUGGAUCAACCAGAUCGUGGACAAGCUGGACGUGUCCGAGACAGGGGCCCACGUGGGCCUGGUCCAGUACUCCAGCUCCGUCAAGCAGGAGUUCCCCCUCGGACGCCACAACAACAAGAAGGACGUGAAGGAGGCGGUGAAGAAGAUGCCGUACAUGGAGCGUGGCACCAUGACCGGUCAGGCUCUCCGCUACCUGCUCGACAACAGCUUCACGCCCAGCCAAGGGGCACGACCCGGGGUCACGAAGGUCGGCAUCGUCUUCACCGACGGCAGGUCGCAGGACUACAUCGGAGACGCAGCAAAGAAGGCCAAAGAGAACGGCUUUAAGAUGUAUGCAGUAGGAGUGGGCAACGCUGUGGAGGAUGAGCUGCGUGAGAUCGCCUCUGAACCAAUCUCUGAUCAUUACUUCUACACGGCCGACUUCAAAACCAUGAACCAGAUCGCCAAGAAGCUGCAAAUCAACGUCUGCCAAGAGGAGGACCCCUGUGAAUGUGACUCAGUUGUUAAGUUCCAGAAAAAAAUAGAGGAUGCACUACAGGCAUUAACGAAAAAAUUGGAAGCUGUGACAAAGAGAAUCGCUGCUCUGGAGAACAAGAUCGUUUGA
Molecule: messenger RNA, 1494 nt
Organism: Chanos chanos (milkfish)
Lineage: Eukaryota; Metazoa; Chordata; Actinopteri; Gonorynchiformes; Chanidae
Gene: matn1
Product: matrilin 1
Exons: 8
Coding region: 1-1494 (497 amino acids)
Molecular function (GO): calcium ion binding
Source: RefSeq, a predicted model, not a curated record